GGCCCCUUUAAAUAUAUUUUGGUGUAGCUGAAAAUGAGAAUUAUAUGUAUUCUUUGAAUUCAAAUAUCCUUUCAAGCUUUAUAUUUAUGUGGCUGCAUUCUUCUCUAUGAUUCUCCAUUUAUGUUUAGCAAAGAGAACACAAUGUUUUGUAGUAGAAUGGAUGUUGGAAAACCAAACAGCCAUCAUUCAUUAGUAGUUAUAUUUCUACCACAAGAUGGUAGCAUAUCCAGCCAUUCCAUGUAGGGAAGAAUUUCUGCCUGGAAAUGAGAGGCGGGUCCCAAAAUAGAAGGAGAGUGAGGCAGCGGAGAGAGGGAAUGAGAAGAAAGAUGAGAAGUGAGUGGAGAAAACGGAGCGUUUGAGUCUCUCAUGCUGUCACAUCUGAAGCAAAGUGUAUCCAUCCGGGGUCCAGAAAACAGACAGAUGAGUUUUUCCAGCCAGCCAGCAGACACAUGUGGAAGCUGCUGCUGCCCUCCCUGCAGAGAGCUGGGUAGACGAUCCUGGAGCCAGACGGCAGCAGCAUGCCCCCUAACCGGCUCUGAGCUGUCCACCUUCGCCCAUUCCUCUACAAUCCUGUCGCUCCACUUUGUGAAGAUGUAGUCUGUUGGAUCUCCAUGGAGAUGUCUCCAAACACCGUCUCCUCUGUCUUGUUCCCAUGGUCACUUUGGCUGCUGUUCUUCCUGACCCCCGUCACCCGGACAACCAGCUCCGCCCUCUCCUCUGAAGCUCCUCCGCCGGCCAAUACCACGCUGCUGUUUGACAGUGGCACCAGCCUGCGGAACUGCAGCUGCUCCGCGGCGCUGCGGGACUGUGACGAGGCUCUGGCCAACUCGCUGUGCAGGUGCCACACGGCCCCCCGCUCCGCCCUCCCCCGCGCAGGCCUCACAGAGCCCGGGACCCUCACCGUGUGGGUGAAGGAACUCUGGGUCCUGGAGGAGCUUCUGAACAGCAGCAGGGUUGGCCAUUUGCGGUUGUCUUUUUGUGGAAUAAAACCAAUGGACAGUCAGUACCUGGCUCUGCUGGGUCUGCAGACCCUCAGGAUCCACAGUGCAGUCCCAGAGGCCCCCUACCCCCACCAGGAGAUGACCAUCUCCCCAGCAGCGGGGCUUGCGAUGGAGAUAGAAACCUUCUCCUUUGACAUCUCCUCCUCCCUCCACGUGACCUUUCUGGAUGUAGCAGUUCUCAACGGGCUCUCUGCCCUGAAGGCGUACAGUGUUUUGGGACCACCUGCUCACACCCUCUCCCAGCACUUCCCCCACCUGGCCUUACCCCUUGCUCUGCCAUCCACUGAUACUCCUGGUGACCCUACAGACCCCAGUGAGCAGGCCUCAGAGCCUCCACUGCUUUUUACGUUUGUCUACUAACAACAACACGCUCCUAUCACUGAAAAAACGAAAGCGUUGACUUUAAUUAAGUGUAUUAUGUCAACAAUUUACACACAUUUGUAUUAGGUUAAUUAAAGGUAAUAAUAUUACGUUGAAAUAAAAGUAUUAGGUUCAACCUUAUAUUAUUGCUUACACAUAACCUUAUUCAGUUAUGUGUAAUUUGUUGACAUUUCAGUUCAGUGUCUUCAGUGUAUUCAGGCCCAUGCAUGCAGUACAAGGGACAACUGGUGCGCAGGAGUUACCAAACAGCUGGAUGUACUGUAGGAGAAGUUGCACAUGUGGAAUAUAAGACCCUUUUGGUUGACAGGCUGCUGUACUGUCAGUCUGGCCUACAGGUGGCUUUGAGCCGGGGCUCCAGAGAGGCUGACAUCCCUCUCCCCCUGAUGUUCAUCCUCAAAGGAGAAUGUUGACUCCAGGAUUGUCACAUGUUUGCUUCCCACCCCUGAAAGAUAAUGCAGACAAACACACAAACACAAGGUUUGAGAACGUUAACAGAAGCUACCUAGUCAUGCCUUUCUUUAGAAUAUUGUUGGUAUCCUUAUACAACAUAAAUAAUGUUGAAGCUGUAACGACCUUGAUUCUCAAGUCUAUCUAUGCGAUGCUUUACUUGUGCUAAUGUUUUGGAACUGCAGCUCAUAUUUGGGUGUAGAUACAUGGUGUGUUUACAUGCGGAAAUAUUAUCAUGUAAGCACAAUAUAAAUGCUUAACAAUGUACUAAUGCUUCAUGGAUCAUACUGUAGGGCUGUGAGCUGAGAAAGAGGGAAUUACAAUUUAAAUAUUUCUUCCCAUGUCCACAUUCAUGGCAGGAAGAAGACAUAAGCCCGUUUUUAGGUAAGUGAGUUUUGGGUUGCCAGGUUGUGAACAAAUAUUGGUAUUUUACUUUCUAAUAAGCAAAAUAAAGUUAAUUAUAAAAGUCAGUCGAUAAUUACUUUAUUAAAUUAUUUACGUUUAAAUUAAAUGAUUAUAACAUUGACACUCUUUAUAGCCAAAGUAAUUUAAGCAACUUGGCAACUUCUAAUUAUAAUGGCUGUUAAGUGAUCAUAAAGCAUUAGUCAAUCAUUUGUUAACCAAUUGUAAAGGCAAAAAUAGUAACUAGAAAAAGUUUUGUUUUUUUACUAGAAAAAGUAAAAACCAUUUAAAAGUUUGCCUUACUAGGAGGUACCAAAUAUGUUUAUGCGGAGGAAUGAGUUCAUGGAAAAAAGCUUAUACAAGAACAAGCUGUUAACAUGGUUCACUAUUAGAGCUAAUGUUGGAUCUCAUCAAACCUUCUUAUAAUCUCAAUAAGAGCUUACAUUUUUAAGCUCUUAAAUGGAGUGUUAGCGGCUUAUUUGCAGAUGUUCUCGUAAAUACUACUCUCCGUGUUCACUCUGACAAUAGGUAGCUGGAUGCCAUACAGGCCAUGGUUACGCCUGACAUUAUAACACAAGUUAUUAUGGAGGUCACAUCACUGCGUGUCCACAUCUGGCCUUGAACAUUUUCUUUCCAACUGCCAAUUUUCACAUUGGAUCCGGAACACUUGACAGCGUUGUGAGCUCAAGCUGGUUUUGUAGCCCAGCUUUCAAGUGUUGAUCCGAUGACACCCAGCAGGUGAACAUGUGACAAGUGUAACCACAGUGUAGCUACAACUGUCCAGACGGAAUCAUACACCACAACAAUAAUAUCCACAGGGUGAUAUGUUCAAGACCCCACUAACAGCUGCCAAUAUUGUGUUAGCUCCUCGCCCAUCCAGGUGUAGUCAGAUAUAUCAAGGCAGUUGUUUCUGAUUGACAUGAAGGCAGUUGAUGAGUGGAAAGAGAAACUUGAAUAUAUCAGUGGAGAAACUGAGAAAUUAACGAUGUGUUCCUCCCCCAGUGCAUUGUAGCUAGAUGUGAAUGAUGAGAAUCCUGUCCCAGGCUAAUUGAUUUGAUGUAUUAAUGAGGUUUUAAUCCCAAAAGUGAAGCACAUUUUUCUCGAGUCGCGCCCGGACCAUUGAACAUUUGCCACUUGGUCGAUGAGUUAGUUUGACGCUGACAUCAUGACGUUGUUUGAUCAGAAAUGAAGGAAAGCUGUGUUGGCUAUGAUCAAUAAAUAAUCAUAAACGCCCCACAUGUGGAUGAGUUAACACGAUUUUAAAGUAACAUGGCGUGUAUAACAGUAACAUGGCCGCCGCAUUUAUUCCUUAUUUAGAUGACUUCAUUUGUAGUGUUGGCGAAGAGGCUACAUUGUUAGCAUAGACCUGAUCGAGCUCCAUUGAGAAAACAAGUGUUUUAAAACCGGUUUGCUUGGCGUCUUGCGGACGGAAAUAAAGUCAGAACCCUUCAAAUCUGCAUCAUAUAGUUUCAACAGCAAAAUUGGGUUGUCUUUGGUUCAAACUGCUGUAGUAAAUCAGAUAAGCGUGUUAGCAAUACAUACCGCGGUCAAACUUGUGUUGCUCUGCACCGUUGGUUUGAACACAGCAUAACACAAGGACAAAGACUGUUAAUAAGAACCACCAGAGGCAUUUUCGUAGGACGAGGGUUUUUACAAAGUAACAGAGAGUCCUUAGGGGCCCCAUGCCCCUUUAACUCCGAGGUUUAAUGCAGCCCUGGAUUAAAGAAUGUUUAUCCAACUGGAUUAAAGCCAUGCCAUAUUUAGUAAAUUGUAAAGGGUUUAUAGAUGUCUGCGUUGUAUCUACAGUUCUAAUUUGCAACAUGUGGCGGCUCUUGUAGUUCACCUUCAUGCUGCAGUCUCAAUAAAUGACUUGCUGUGGGGAAAGGAGAAAGCAAAAGAACAAAUGCAUGCCUCAGGGAUCAAUAGAGCACAAUAAAAAACAAGAUGUUCUGUGGCAGCUGAUUCCAGUGAACACUGGCUGGAACCUGUCCAAACAAUCCAGUGUGGGGUCAGCCUGUGCACCGGGGCUGGAGGAUAUCUUCAGUCGGGAAGGGAGCUCUAAAAGUGGUUUAACUUUGUUAAAGAUAUAUAUUUAAAGUAAAUUAUAGUCUAAUUGUCUUUUGUCCAGAUUAGGACAGCUGUCCGGGGCAAAAACAUAGAAGAUAGUAUAAGUAAACAGAAAAAUGGAGGACAAGGACUGUGUCAGUCUGCUGUGGUAUGAGGAGGCGCAGUAGGCUGCUGCGUUUUCCCAGCUGCUCUUAUUGAGUGCAGAUGGCCUAAUAAAACAAGUUGUUUUGUAACAGGUUAGAAUGGACGGCCAAUUAACAAGAUUGUUAGGACCCUAUGUCACCAGGCAACUAAUAGCACUGUGUUUGGAUCAGGACAAUGACUGUUUAGUUGAUUGAGUUAUGCACUUAUUAGCACGCUAAGAGCCAAGAUGGCUGCUCUCUUUAAGGAUAGAGCAGGCGUCACUCUGAAUUUCCCUGAACUUCCUCAGUGGUCUGCGUUUUGUCUCUGGAUAGUAUUUGCAGUCACUUACGCUGAAUGUGAGAGGGAUUACAGGAGAGUUUGGAAAAAAAGAAGUCAAGGUUGUUUCAUGCUUUUGUCUGCUCUCUGGUUCCAGCUCAUAUCCUGUGAGAGACUUGCUUAAAGCUGCUCUCACAAACACAACCCAGAUUCCAGGGCCAACACUUCUGUUCCGCAGAUCAUUCAAUCACCCUUGUGUGUGUGUGUGUGUGUGUGUGUGUGUGUGUGUGUGUGUGUGUGUGUGUGUGUGUGUGUGUGUGUGUGUGUGUGUGUGUGUGUGUGCAACAUGGGUGUGUGUCAUCUCCUUUUUGCCAACUUCACAGUAAAUGUUUCACUCAUGAAUGAUUGGGUUUAAUUCAACAUCACAGUGAUACAUUAACAGAUAGAAUGUGUGCAGUACAAAGUUGCUCAAAAGUCUCACGGUGUAUAACUUAAUAACUCUAUAGUUUUCUAUAUUUAAGGGAUCAACUCAUCCAAAGAGUUUUAAAACAGCUUCAUGAUGCAAACAUUUGAAAAAAAAGAAAGGACAAGAGAUGCUUGUCCAGUUACUCCCAGAGGAACAGGGAUGAAACACUGUGUCAGGAUUUUGCACCAUGUUGAGUGCCUCUAAUUUAUAUACCAAGAACAAUGUGGUAAUUAGAACAAAUCAGAACAGUGCUACUUUAGAUGCGUUAAAACUUACAUUGCAUAUUUUACAUUAGCCAUGAGUCUAUUGUCGCUACUGCAACUAUUGAUUCUAAAAUUUGAUUUCAACCUGAAUUAUUUUUCAGUUUUCAGUUAUUUAGUUUUGUAUGUUUAUGUCAAAUGUAAGUCCUAUACUAUUAUGUUAGCUCUGUUUAGCUGCUUACUGCUCCACUUUGUUUACCCUCUGGUCUCUAACUGUGUCUGUCUGCUGCUUAAUGCUGAGCACACUCUGUCCAGUGGCCUUUUACUGAAAACAGCUCAAUGAAGGCUGAAUGGAACUGCAAAGGCACAUUAGUGGCCUCCAUCAUGCUGUGUAAGUCGCCUUCUUCUAUGACACUUGCCAUUAUUUGAGCUUAUCUGUCUUUAUUUAGUUUUGUGUGUACUUUAUUUGUUCCUGCCGUGUUAUUUGUUAAAGCUGCACACUUGCAACAUUUGCACUUGCUGCUUCUUUCCACUUCAUGGUAAGGCUCUCUUUUGGUACCUGGUGCUUUUAUUGAUUUUGUGUUCAACUGCAGACACUACCACCCUCUGCACUGUCAACAAGACACUUGCAGAAUCCUUUCAUUAGCAACCAAAACAGAGGUCCUUCCUGAAUUGUAUGGAUAAUAUCAUUACUUCAUGUCUGUUUCCUGUGACAAUUCUCUAUGAUCGAUCAGUGGUCCACCCUGUUUUUGUUUUUUUGGCUAACCUCACUUCGGACCUCGACCAUGGUGUUCCCAAAGAAAGUAUAAACAACUUUUGCAAAUGGAAACCAAACAUUGCCAGUGGAGCUGAUUAGAGCCCUAGCGGCUGUGCCAUGCUGUGGAAAUGUGGCAUUACUGUUUCUUUAACUCUUGGGUAUGGAAACAGGAUGAUGACUAUACCGCCUGGGCCUGGGAGUUUUACCAUGCCCCUUUUCCGAAACAAGACUUAACUGUGGCUCUUUCUUUGUUGAAUGGAAACACAUUUCAUUAUGCAACAGGCAAAAUGAAUGCCUGUGUAACUGCGAUGAUUACCAUCUGGAAAAGAAUACAGCCAGAGCAUGGCAAGUUGCUCAGUAAAGAGUAGUUGGUACUGAAAGGCGUUCCAGACACCUUUUUGUUGCCUUUGCGCCAACAUUUAACAGCCAGUGUUCAGCAGAGGAACAGACAGGGAGUUCACCCACCCAUAACAUUAUUGCUCUUACCGAGAAAUCCGCAUUUAGUCACUCCCAUCUGGUGAACGGGGUGAUUACACACCUAUUAAUGCUUUUCAGACAGGAUGUUCAGAGCAGGCCAUGAGACUUGGUGCUCAUGCUCCCUUCAGCACAGCAUUAAAACGUCUGGAACAUUCCACCACAAAAUGAUUGAAAAUGAGAUCACUGGGUUUUUUGGGUUCGACAUCACUCUCUUGUGUUGGAGCCUCGACCUCCUUUUCUUUCUCUUUCUUUUUUUCUCUGUCUUGAUCUUCAUCACCGCACCUUAAGUAAUGCAUCAGGGAAUGUAAUUAUUCAAAUGUAAAACACAGAUUUGUAAUGUGUAAGCCAAGGCUAAUGCGCCUUAGGUUGGAACACAUGACAGCAGAUCUGCAUUUGUACAACUGUUGACAUGUUGAGUGAAUCGUGUACUGUUUUAAGAACGGCUUGUGUAUUCAGGACUGGCUUGAGAGGUUUGAUUUGUAUAUAAUUUGGCUUAUUUAAGAAGAUUCCAGGAGCUAAUUUGUUUAUCAUGAAAGACGAUGUGGAUUGUUCCUUUUGCCCACACACGUUAUCCCUCUGUAUAGCCUGAGAAAAUAAAAGAUUUGUUAUAAAA
Molecule: messenger RNA, 7210 nt
Organism: Gymnodraco acuticeps
Lineage: Eukaryota; Metazoa; Chordata; Actinopteri; Perciformes; Bathydraconidae
Exons: 3
Coding region: 612-1361 (249 amino acids)
Source: RefSeq, a predicted model, not a curated record